Molecule: messenger RNA, 342 nt
Organism: Prunus armeniaca (apricot)
Lineage: Eukaryota; Viridiplantae; Streptophyta; Magnoliopsida; Rosales; Rosaceae
Source: the annotation of a GenBank genome assembly
AUGAAGGUGGAGUUGGUGGUUGUGGUAGUUGUGGUUGUAGGGAUGGUGCUUGUGGAGGUGGUGGUAGUGAUAGCAUGGUGGUGGAGGUGGCAGCAUGGUAGUGGUGGUGGUGGUGUUAGUUGUGAAGGUUUUGGAGGAGGUGGUGGUUGUGGUGGUAGUGGUGGUGGAGGUGGAGGUGAAGGUGGAGUUGGUGGUGGUGGUUGUGGUGGAGGUGAAGGUGGAGUUGGUGGUGGUGGUGGUGGUGGUGGCGAUGGCGGUGGUUGUGGAGGUAGUGAAUGUGGUGGUGUAAGUGGUGGAGUUAGAUGUGGAAGUGGAGGUGGUGUUAUUUUUAAAAAUGAAUGA